GUGCGGUUUGGAUUUGAGUCGUUACCUGAAAAAAAAAAAAAAAAAAACACGUCUACGGGUGUGUUUCUGGUUUACUGAAAUGCAGUAAAAGUGAGAAUUUGAAGAAAGCGAGUAAACAUUUCUAAGAAAAAACAAUCCCUCUUUUAUUAUUCUAGGAAUGCAGCAAACAUAUAGUCCUAAUUGACCUAAAACCGGAAACACACUGAGUCAGAUUUAAUGUCAAAAGCUAAGACCUGGUGUGUUUCUGCACGAAGCGAGUGCAAACGUCUGGUUUCAACCAUAUUUUGACCGUCGAUCGUCUCCCAGGUCAGUGACACUCUCUCGCAGCCUGGAGCCUGAAACUUGCUGCGGUCCUGCAGACGGGGGGCCUGCUGCUCCCUGCGUCCCUCUCGGAACGUGCCCCGCUCUGCUGAGAGCUGCCCUGCGGGGGGAGGAGCGGCGGAGGAGGAGGAGGUGCUGCUGCAGUGCAACACUGAUGCCAGUGGUCACCGACCUGGAGUACGAUGCUUUCAUUAUGGGCCAACCUCUCGACAGUAAACAGAUACUGGUGAUGUGUGUCACCGCACCUCAGCGGCCGGUUAACGCACACACAGCAGGCAGGUGGGAUGAUUUGGAGGAUCUCUACAGGAGGAGGAACGAGCAGAGGACCAUGCCAUGCACCCAGUGCCAGACGGACUCUUUUCGCCUGGUCAGGUACGAGAUGUCAGACGGGAUGGCGGGCUGUGGGCCGGAGAACGUUCUGCUGCAGCAGCGACACGCUGCCGCUCCUGGGAUGUUCCUGAUGUACCUCCAGGGGAAGCUGCUGUUUCUGGGCUACAUACGCGGAGGUGACAGCUGCUCUGCCGUGGAUCUUCAAAGGCAAAUCUGCAGGACCAGGAGAGACUCCAGGCUGGGUCUGAGUCUCCCUGCGGACCACAAGUUCAGUGAUGUGGUAAAAACUCCUGCAGCCACAGAAGCAUAGAUUGCGUCAGAAGCAGAAGGAUGUGACUCCAAGACGGCUGUUUCUGAGGAAGAAGGAAGAAGGAACUUCGCAACAUACAUGAUUUCAUCUAUCUCUCAUUUCUGCUAAUGAAUGUCACUAAUUGGACAUGCUAUGCAAAUAUCUAUGCCCUCUAAAACACUCUAUUUUGGCUUUUGCAAAUACUGAUUUAAAAGUGCUUCCGAGAUAUUUCUGUACUUCAGAGUAAAAUAUGAUUACAUUAGUUCUGCUAGGUUUUGACUGCUUAAUGUUACUCAAGAAACAGCAGCGAUACUAAAUACUAGUGUUAUUCAAAUAAAGGUAAAAACUUUGGUUUAGUGUUGGUGUUGUAGUUAAACUAAACCCAAAAGUAUGUUUGUUCCCUAAAGUUACUCAAGCAAAUGUAACUAGUUUCUUCCUCACUACUGAUCUUCAAAAAUAGUUCAAAAAUAGUUCAAUAUACUUAUAGUUGUAUUUUUUUUGGUUCAUUCAGUGUUUUUUUUCCCUGCACAAUAUGUGGAUAUAUAAUAAAGAUGUGAUAUUAGUUACUGUGUUCUCUCUUUCUUCUUUUUUUUAAGAAAAAAAUGUGAAUUAAUGAGCCAUCCCAAUAAUAGCUCCCAGUUGUUCCAAUUUGUAUUCGACAUGAGGCUGGAAGUUUACAAUGAAACAAAUGACAAAGCAGUUGUUUUGCAUCAGCUGUUAGUUUUCAUAGUUUUCCUUGACCAUUCAUACAUUUUAUGUCAUAAGGUUCUUUUCUUCAGUAGGGACAGGGAAGAUGGUCAGAGUACAUGGGAAGACAGAUGUGGCCAAAUGCAGAAUAAUACCGGAAGAAAACAUGCUAUACUGCAAAAUACUUUAAAUUGGGGCAAAGGUGCCAUUCCA
Molecule: messenger RNA, 1840 nt
Organism: Poecilia latipinna (sailfin molly)
Lineage: Eukaryota; Metazoa; Chordata; Actinopteri; Cyprinodontiformes; Poeciliidae
Exons: 4
Coding region: 476-961 (161 amino acids)
Source: RefSeq, a predicted model, not a curated record